AUGGAACCGAACACACCCGAAAAGGACCCUCGCUCCAAAUUAGCUGACGAAGUUCUCAGCGUCGGUAAGCGGGCGUUCGAUCCAUCAUCCGACGCUGCUUCUCGAGCAGCCGCUCAAGAAGACUUUCAAAAGCUCAUCGACGGGAACGGCUCUUGGAAUUUGCUCCCUGUCUUGAACGCCUUGAUCAAGCCGAAAAUCGCGCCAGCAUGGCUACGUCCGGAGCUCAUGAAGAUACUGAUCCUGGUUCCCCUUCGGCCUGACGGCGUGAGGGGAACCAUGGAGUUCAUCUUCUCAGUGCACCCGAGCAGCACCCUCAAAGUAUCUGAGGCAGCCACUCCCCAGAAACGGGGCGCCAACAUCACGCAGGAGGCCAUGGCCGUGGUCACCCGCAUUCUCACUUCCCCACCAGCAAUUGUAUCACCUGAAAAUUGGUUCUCAAAGGUUGCGCCCCAGUUGAUCGUGCUGUUGGAUGGAACCGAAGGCGCAGAGCUCAGUGUAGCAGCGGCACAGAUUAUUAUGUUUGGGGUACUGGGAAGAAAGCAGUUUGGCGCGCCUGGAACACCCGGUUGGAAUGUCUUCGUUGAGCCUCUCUUGCACAACUUGGAUCCAUCUCGCGACAGCAAAAGUGCUACGCCCCACAUCAAAGCUGAAGAAACCGAGAUUGUUGAUUUAAGUAAAAAGGCCGUCCUGGUUACUGCCGACGACCUCUUCGUAACACUGCGCCGCAUGUCAUCGAUGAUAAACUCCACACCGUACCCAGCACAGACCAAAAGAAUCCUUGACCCGGUUCUCGCGCAGCUCUGGGCUCUUUCAUGUCAGAGUAAGGGCAACAAAAGGACCGAGGACCGAUACUCGAAGACCUCGAGAUCAUUGCUUCAUACGUUUCUGAAACUGAGUGUUUCGGUGUCGAAGCUACAUGAGGUUGUCGAAAAUUUGCUGUAUCAAGGAGAGUAUACGAAAAUGCCACAGUGGCGGUAUCAGUCAACCCCUGAUGGUGACCUUCAAAUAUGUGCCAUCCCGCUUGGCCAGGGAUCACAGUUGCCAGAACUCGACUGGGCCGAAAUCCAGACUCGCUCCGAAGCCCUUAUACGUCUCUUGACGGCGAGUUGCACACCAGAAGAGACAUCGACAUUCUUUCUGGAACUCCUCGGCCGAUGGUUCCAGUCAACAGUCACAGCCCGAAGGCCAGAGAUUCUCGCCAAAAUGGAAGACAGCCAGGCUCAGGAUGAUAUCAAGCAACUACUCGAGAUUACAAUCUUGCAGAAAAUGCUUGAACAAAUCCCAGACAAGCUGAUCAGUCGUGUAACGCAAGUCACGGAGCUUGUGGCUCAGAUCCUGGAUCCCAGCGGCCUCCAGGACCAGUCUGACGAUAUCAUCGCGGUUGCUUUAAGCUUGUUCAACUUAGUCAUCACAGCCCCGAGCUUCAAAAAGUCAAGUCUGAAAGCUGAGGUUCUACAAGCUCUUGAAACAUCCCUUGCCAAACUUGGCGCGGCGGGACGCCCUGAGGUUUCCCCUACGGCCAAGAACCUAACGCUCUUGCUGAGAUACCGUGAGGCUAUCGAUCCCACAGAGGAGGGUGCAUUUGUGCCCAGCGAUAAGCAGAUUGAGGACAGGAGAACGUACAAGCUUGCGCUGGAGUACAUCACUCAAGCAGAUAAUCCUCCGCCGAUCCGCUCCGAGGGGAUCAAUCUUUUAUCCGGCCUAGUGGCCUCUGAUAGUUCCGUCUUGGACGUACAAGCCACUCUCGUUCUCCUUUCGUCUCUCCUUCAAGACAGCGAGGACUUCAUCAAUCUCAGGGUUGUGAAGCUUCUUACCCAGCUGGCAAACAAACACCCUAAAGCAACCACACAAGAGAUCCUUGAGUAUUACUUGGAUUCGAAGGAAACAUCGUCAACAGAUGUUCGUCUGCGCUUCGGAGAGGCCUUGGUUCAAGUGAUUGAGCGCCUCGGCGAGACUUUUGCUGGUGACGUUGCGAGGCGCGUGUCUGAAACUUUGCUGUCGAUUGCUGGAAGGCGAGGUCAUCGACCAAAGACGGAGGCAAAGCAGUCCCGGGAGAAGCGACUGCAGGACAUGAAGAAGAAGCAGGCAGAAGACGCCUGGGGAGGAGAUGUUCCAGAUCUUAGUGAUGAUAUGACCGAAGAAGAGUUGGCCAAGAGCGAGAUACUGACCCAGAUUGUCGAGGGUUGGGAAAGCAAGAGAGGCAGCGAAGACGUUCGAAUGCGAGCAUCUGCUCUUUCAAUCUUCUCCGUCGGUCUCGAAACCAAUAUUGCGGGCAUUGGGCCGGACCUCGUUUCCAUUGCGGUGGAUCUCUGCAUCAAUGUGUUAACGUUGGAGCGAGAAAUCGAAAAGGGCAUCAUUCGGCGUGCAGCAAUCUUGGUUGUUCUAGGAUUCGUCAAGGCACUUGAUUCUGCCAAGCAAUCUGGUCGGAAGCUCGGUUUCGGAUUAACUGACCAGAGUCGGGAGGAUAUCACUAGGACCCUGAAGUACGUCGCAGUCACGGACAACGACGGUCUAGUCCAGCAGCACGCUCGAGAUGUGAUUGAGAGUUUGGAGAAUUGGCAAUUGUCUUCAAUGGUCGCUUCGGGAGUCAAUACCGGAGAACCAAGCAUUGGACGAUUGGCAGGCUUGACCAUUGACCAAAACCGAUCACUACCUUCUGUCAAUACGAAGCGUCCUAGAAUAGAAGAAAUUGAGUAG
Molecule: messenger RNA, 2697 nt
Organism: Colletotrichum godetiae
Lineage: Eukaryota; Fungi; Ascomycota; Sordariomycetes; Glomerellales; Glomerellaceae
Exons: 3
Coding region: 1-2697 (898 amino acids)
Biological process (GO): protein secretion
Source: RefSeq, a predicted model, not a curated record